Molecule: messenger RNA, 776 nt
Organism: Mercenaria mercenaria
Lineage: Eukaryota; Metazoa; Mollusca; Bivalvia; Venerida; Veneridae
Exons: 1
Coding region: 41-556 (171 amino acids)
Biological process (GO): neuropeptide signaling pathway
Molecular function (GO): neuropeptide receptor activity
Source: RefSeq, a predicted model, not a curated record
UCACAAGUUGAUAGAAGCACAAACGGUUGAGAAAUACUCAAUGUCUUCAACAGCUUCAACAACAGUAACUUCAGUUAAUUCGACGUCGGAUAUACAUGAAGAAACAGAUGAUUCGUCUGCAGAACCCUGCAGUGCAACAGUACAAACUAACAUGGAAUCGUCUGAUGAUACAGAUGCAAAACAUAACAAUUCUGACCAUUUAAAAGGAAUCCAUCCAGAAAACACCAGACUUAAACAUGUUAUACAGCCAGGAUUGUACCGGAAGCGGAAAACAAUUAUAAUGUUGGUGCUGACGUCAGUGUUCGUAGUUACCAUGGUGGUUUAUGUUAUUCUCAUAAGUCUGGUGGCACAGCCUCCCAGUAUUCUAAAUGAAAUGUCAAACUCAACAAAAGUGGUAUUUUUCUUUUUCCUGCGUUUAUAUUUCAUUAAUUGUGUUGUAAAUCCGAUCUUAUACGGAUUUAUGGACCUAAGAUUUCGUUCCGGACUUUUGUCAUACGUACAUAAAAAGCAUAAAGACAUGUGGGUCAAGCCGAACGUGUCCAAGGGUUCACACUGAAACAUUGUUACUUAUACCUGUUUUGAACGACGAGGAAGGUUUGAAAUCUUGUGCAUUUAUAUAGUUAUUCUACAACAUGAAACAUUUGACUUGUAGCUUCUAUAUUCAGAGAAGCAUCUGAGAAUGUGUUGAUGGCAUGCGUUACUACUUGUUCAUAUAGCUAUGUAAAGUUCAUAAAAGGAUUAUACCAGCUUAAACGUUUUUUUUUUGUUUUUUUUGU